AUGGCGGGCUCCUCCACCCCUCCCACCGACCCUUUCUUCCAGUCCGACCCGCCUUACAGCGCUCCUAACCCGGCCACCUCCCCGCACCUCCCCGGAGCGUUCCUGAGCGGCAGAGUCCCGGUCAGCGUGAACGGGACGAGAGGCGGCGGCUGCGGAGGGGAGACCCCCCACACCGAGUGCAGGAUGGUGGAGGUGCACGGCGUGAAGGUGGCGUCGUUCACGGUGAACGGCGCGGAGCUGAUCUGCCUGCCGCAGGUGUUCGAGCUGUUCCUGAAGCACCUGGUGGGGGGGCUGCACACCGUCUACACCAAGCUGAAGCGGCUGGACAUCAGCCCGGUGGUGUGCACCGUGGAGCAGGUGCGCGUGCUGCGCGGGCUCGGAGCCAUCCAGCCGGGAGUGAACCGCUGCAAGCUCAUCACCAGGGCCGACUUCGAGACGCUGUACCGGGACUGCACCAACGCCAGCUCUCGUCCAGGUCGGCCUCCAAAGAGAACUCUGGGCGUGGCCUCCAUGACUGACGGAUCCAGGCUCCUCCCACACAGCCUGUUAAGCCCCACCCUGCUGUCUCAGAGAGGUUUGACAGCGGCGGCAAUGGCCGAGGCUCUGAAGCUGCAGAAGAUGAGGAUGCUCAUGCGUUUCCAUGGCAGCAGUGAUCAGCAGCGACAUCACAGCGGAGCCGAGUCAGAGAACGAUGACACAGCAGGAGGCAGUGAAGGAUCCUGGGAAAAGGAGCAGCAGCUCCUCUCUCCUUCCUCUUCGAUUGUAGCGCCACCUGCUGGUUCAGCAUCUCUACACUUCAACACUUUGCAGCAGCAGAGCUCGCUAUUAACCAACCGUCUGUCGGACCUUCCUUUCAUGGUUAUGCCACACCCCCUCCUCCCUGUGGGCUUGCCUUCUGCCAGUGUUGCUAUGGCGAUGAAUCAGAUGAGUCAGCUCAGUAGUUUAGCAAACAUGGCCGCUGUGUCACGGGCCCAGACAGAAGAGAGCAAGACAUCUCCUAUAGGAAGCUCCUCCCCAUGCCCCACUCCAAGUGACGAUGAGCUACACCCCCAGGAACCAACCAGCCAAUCCCCUUCCAGGGCAUCUUCAUCUGCGUCAUCAUCACCCCCUCCUCCAGCACACACGCCAGAGCUGGAUGAAGACAGCCUGCUGCCCCGCCCCCUCAUCAAACCAACCUAUGAGAAGCUGGCACUCACCUCUCAGCCACUUUCAAUCAACCACACACACACAACCUUUGGCCCCUUCCUAUUGGCUGACGGUCUGUUGUCCAUGGAGACGCUGCUGACCAACAUACAGGGUCUCCUGAAGGUGGCGGUGGAGAGCGCUCGCUCGCAGGACCAACAGAACCAGCAGGAGAGGAAAGACAUGAAGCUGGAGCUGCAGAGAGAGAGGGACGCCCGGCAGAGCCUGCAGAGACAGCUGAGCUCCGAGCUGCACGCCAGAGUGUCGGUCCAGAGGAGGCUGAAGAAGGAGAAGAAGGCGAAGAGGAAGCUGCAGGAGGCGCUGGACUUCGAGUCGAGGAGGAGAGAGCAGGUGGAGCGAGCUCUCAAACACUCCGACUCGCUCACAGAUGCUGCGACUCCUGAGAGCGAGCUGGAGAACAAACAGCAGGAGAACUCAGCAGCUCACGAGAGCCGAGUGUUCAACAAACCUCCGCUGCUCUUCUGAGACGCUCGCUCCACGACUCAAACAGCCACCUGUCUGACCUCAUUAUGAAGAGUGUGGAGGACACCAGGAAGAGGGAGGCGUUUGUGAUGUCAUUAGGUGAAAAAUGACCUCACGAAAAAGCUCCACCCAUAGGAUCUGCUCCUGAAACUAAUGUGGAACUGGGCUCAGUGUGAACUCAAGCCUGCCGAAAAGAAAGAUGUUCUCACCUGAAGGGGCGGAGCCACACCUGGACUCUUUUUUUUUUUUCUCUUUUCUUGAUAAACUUGUAUCUGAUGUUUGUUACCUGAAACUGAUGCAGCGACACAGGUGUGGUUCUGCUUUGGUCUUUAUGCUCUUCAUCACAGCUGGGUGGCGACACGGCUAACGAGCUGAGUCUUAAUGAGGCAGCAGUCUCUUUCUGAUUUAUUCUGUUCUAUUUACUGUACAGUUUCAUUAUUUUGAUUCUAUUUUGUUGUUGUAAAAAAAACGAAUCCCUGAUUAACUCGUUUCAUUGACUUUGUCGAUGAUUGCAGACAGAACCGGGACAGGCAACUAAUUACUGAUUAUUGAUCAACAGUUUGGUCCUGAACGACUCUUCAGACCUCACAUUAAACUUUGUUUUAAAAUCAGCUGAAAUAAAUGUUUCUAAUCUACCUGCUGCUGACCAAUCACACAUCUUCCUCCUGUCCUGCG
Molecule: messenger RNA, 2340 nt
Organism: Archocentrus centrarchus (flier cichlid)
Lineage: Eukaryota; Metazoa; Chordata; Actinopteri; Cichliformes; Cichlidae
Product: dachshund homolog 2-like
Exons: 12
Coding region: 1-1668 (555 amino acids)
Biological process (GO): regulation of transcription by RNA polymerase II
Cellular component (GO): nucleus; transcription regulator complex
Molecular function (GO): RNA polymerase II cis-regulatory region sequence-specific DNA binding; DNA-binding transcription factor activity, RNA polymerase II-specific
Source: RefSeq, a predicted model, not a curated record